UGUGUGUGUGUGUGUGUGUGUGUGUGUCAGAGAGAUAGACGGCGAUGGAGAUGGUUCUACAGCACUAACUGAUUUAGUUUCCAGGACACAACCGGAUUUCUAUUAGUAAUAGACCAAACAAGUGUGUGUUUGUGUGUGUGAGUGUGUGUGAGUGUGUGACGCCGGAUUUCUUUUAGUAAUAGAUCACGCGAGUUGUCUUGCUUUGUGCAACUACUCCAACUGAUUUAGUUGAGAGAUCGAUCGAUCGUGAGUGUGUGUGUGCGUGUGUGUGUGUGAACGUCGCCGAUGGAGAUGGCUGUUGUGCCCGAUGUGUGCGCGUCGGGCGAUGGACCCACACUAACGUUCCAGAACCUUCACUACGUGAUCCGGGAGAGAACCAGCCCCUGCACACGCUCACGAGAGGAGAAGGACAUCCUCAAGAACGUCAGUGGGAUCCUGAAAACUGGCAUGAAUGCCAUCAUGGGGCCAACAGGAAGUGGCAAAACUUCGCUGCUGGACGUCAUUGCGGGGAGGAAGGACCCCCGUGGUCUGCGCGGUGGGCAGGUCCUUGUUGACGGACAGCAGGUGACCUCUGAACUCCGGCUAAGCUCCGCCUACGUGGUGCAGGACGACAUCCUAAUGGGAACGUUGACAGUCAAAGAGAGUCUUCUCUUCUCCGCCAAUCUGAGGUUGUCACGGAAACUGCAUUCCGAUCACGCUAAGAAGGAAAGAGUGGAGAGCAUCAUCAGAGAGCUGGGCCUGCAAGACUGUGCCAACACCAAGAUAGGUACGGAGUUCUUGAGGGGUGUGUCGGGAGGCGAGAGGAAGCGCUGUAGUAUCGGCAUGGAGCUCAUCACCGCUCCCUCCCUCCUCUUCCUGGAUGAACCAACCACAGGGCUCGAUUCCAACACAGCCAAUAGCAUCAUGGCCCUACUGCACAGGUUAUCUCGGAGUGGUAAGACCAUCAUCUUCUCCAUCCACCAGCCGCGCUACUCCAUCUUCAGGCUGUUUGACCACCUCACGCUGAUGCACAAGGGGGAAGUGGUGUACGCCGGCCCCACCAGCAAGACCAUGGACUACUUCCAGAGCUUAGGCUAUGAAUGUGAGCCCUUCAACAAUCCUGCAGAUUUCUUCCUGGACAUUACCAACGGAGAAGCCAAACCCCAAUCCAAGCCAGACACAGAGGAGAAGUCUUUGGCUGCUCAUUAUCAGGAGUCAUCAUUCUACCAUGACAUCACAAAGGAGCUCUCCAGUGUGAUUGGCCCAGCUGGCUCUCUCUCCAGGGUGACCCGCCUUCAGCAGUCUUAUGCCACCUCCUUCUUUUACCAGUUACAGGUGGUGUGUUGGCGAACUCUGCUGAAUAUUGUGAGGAAUCCGCAGACUUCUUAUGCUCAGCUGGCACUUCAGGUGUUUUUUGCCCUGCUGGUGGGACUCAUCUACUUCCAAAUACCACACACCCUCCCUGAGGCCUUACAGAACAGGGUUGGAGCAUUCUUCUUCCUCGUCAUCAACAUGGUGUUUGGAAACCUGUCAGCCGUGGAAUUGUUCAUCAAUGAGAGAGCACUGUUUGUGCAUGAGAAUUCUGGUGGAUAUUAUCGCACAUCGGUCUACUUCCUGUCUAAGAUGUUUAUAGACCUGAUUCCAAACCGUAUCAUCCCAAUAUUCGUCUUCUCAAGUAUAUCCUACUAUAUGAUGGGACUGAAGCCGGCGUUCACAGCGUUCCUGCUCUUCUCGUUGACCAUGUCUAUGGUCAGUCUGGCCGCCGUGUCUCUGGCCUUCCUGGUUAGCGCCAGUGUGAGCUCCUUCGCCAUGGCAAACAUCCUCAUCGCCCUGCCCUUCGUCUUCAUGAUGGUGUUUGGUGGUUUCCUGGUGAAUCUUAAUGCAAUGCUCAGUUGGUUGUCAUGGCUGCAGUGGGUUAGCGUAUUCAGAUAUGGAUUGCAGGCUGUGACCAUCAAUGAAAUGAGGAACCAGGUUUUCACCAGCAACUUUACUUUUUUAACAGGGGAGAUGUAUAUGGACCAGCAGGGUAUAGACUACAGUCUGUGGGGUUACACACACACACACACACACACACACACACACACACACACACACACACACACACACACACACACACACACACACUAAUUCUCUGUGUCUCAGUUUAACAGGGGAGAUGUAUAUGGACCAGCAGGGUAUAGACUACAGUCUGUGGGGUUACACGCACACACACACACACACACACACACACACACACACACACACACUAAUUCUCUGUGUCAGUUUAACAGGGGAGAUGUAUAUGGACCAGCAGGGUAUAGACUACAGUCUGUGGGGUUACACACACACACACACACACACACACACACACACACACACACACACACACACACACACACACACACUAAUUCUCUGUGUCUCAGUUUAACAGGGGAGAUGUAUAUGGACCAGCAGGGUAUAGACUACAGUCUGUGGGGUUACACGCACACACACACACACACACACACACACACACACACACACACUAAUUCUCUGUGUCUCAGUUUAACAGGGGAGAUGUAUAUGGACCAGCAGGGUAUAGACUACAGUCUGUGGGGUUACACACACACACACACACACACACACACACACACACACACACACACACUAAUUCUCUGUGUCUCAGUUUAACAGGGGAGAUGUAUAUGGACCAGCAGGGUAUAGACUACAGUCUGUGGGGUUACACACACACACACACACACACACUAAUUCUCUGUGUCUCAGUUUAACAGGGGAGAUGUAUAUGGACCAGCAGGGUAUAGACUACAGUCUGUGGGGUUACACACACACACACACACACACACACACACACACACACACACACACACACACACACACACACACACACACUAAUUCUCUGUGUCUCAGUUUAACAGGGGAGAUGUAUAUGGACCAGCAGGGUAUAGACUACAGUCUGUGGGGUUACACACACACACACACACACAC
Sardina pilchardus (European sardine) is the source of this 2943-nucleotide messenger RNA. It is a transcript of the gene abcg2b, whose product is annotated as ATP-binding cassette, sub-family G (WHITE), member 2b. Gene Ontology annotation, biological process: transmembrane transport. The transcript is spliced from 16 exons. The coding region runs from base 286 to 2106 and encodes 606 amino acids. Gene Ontology annotation, molecular function: ABC-type transporter activity; ATP binding; ATP hydrolysis activity. Gene Ontology annotation, cellular component: plasma membrane. The record is from RefSeq and is a predicted model, not a curated record. NCBI's taxonomy places the organism in Eukaryota, Metazoa, Chordata, Actinopteri, Clupeiformes, Clupeidae.